This is a messenger RNA of Momordica charantia (bitter melon), 810 nucleotides long. RefSeq lists its product as uncharacterized. Lineage: Eukaryota; Viridiplantae; Streptophyta; Magnoliopsida; Cucurbitales; Cucurbitaceae. The record is from RefSeq and is a predicted model, not a curated record.
UCCUCCUAUCUCAAUUUCUCAACCCAAACUCAGAUCCUCUCUCUCUCUCUAAAAAAAUCUUUUUUUAGAAAAAUGGAACAGAAUCUACCGGCGAUAUCGAAGAGAAUAUGGAAUAUGGUCCGUAUAGCUUAUUUCAUGUUGAGGAAAGGAAUAUCCAAAAGCAAGCUAAUGGCCGACCUCACAAAUCUCAUGUCAAAACGCCGCAAAAUCGCCGGAAAAGCCAUAAAAAAUCUCAUGUUCCACCACCACCACGACGGCGGCGCCGGUGGCUUCUCCGUCGCCCCUUUCCGCCGGAGCGGCCGCCACCUCUCGUCCGACUACGAGUUCAGCUGCAGCAACAGCCCCGCUUUCCCCAGCUUCCAGUAUUACUUCAACAAGCGCCGCCAUUUCUUCGCGUGCGCCCACGCGCCCUCCACGCUGGAAGAUGACGUGGCCGCCAUGAACGCUUUCAAGGCCGUGCUGGAGGUUCUGAACAAUGAUGUAGCCGCCGUCGACGCGGCGUCCCCGGCUCUACCUGGGUUCGGCCGGAGCCCGAUGGUGAGGCAGCUGAGAGUCACCGACUCGCCGUUUCCGGUGGCCGGAGCCGGCGACGAGGAUUCCCACGUGGACAAGGCGGCGGAGGAGUUCAUAAAUCGGUUUUACAAGGAACUGCGGUCGCAGAAUUAAGACGGCGGAUUACAGAGGAGCUUUAGAAGAUCAAUUUACCGGCCUUGAAUAUUGACGGUGUUAAGUUUUGUGUAAAUUUGUGUUAAUUAAUUGCUGUUGGUGUUAUAAAAAACAAGAUAAUAAAAUAGAUUAAUUGGCUGUAUC